Messenger RNA from Juglans microcarpa x Juglans regia, 486 nucleotides. RefSeq names its product nucleoside diphosphate kinase-like. NCBI's taxonomy places the organism in Eukaryota, Viridiplantae, Streptophyta, Magnoliopsida, Fagales, Juglandaceae. Gene Ontology annotation, biological process: CTP biosynthetic process; GTP biosynthetic process; UTP biosynthetic process. The record is from RefSeq and is a predicted model, not a curated record. The annotation marks the transcript as partial. The transcript has 3 exons. Gene Ontology annotation, molecular function: nucleoside diphosphate kinase activity.
UUGCCCCGCUCCCCUGCUCCCUCCCCUUCUCUCUCCCCAACUCUUCCUUCUCGAGCACAACCCACGCCGGUAAGCACAGUCUGUCGCCCGCAACCCCACCACGCCACCUCACCUCGAGCACAACCCACGUCGGGAAAGACCCUGUUUCUUGUAGUGCCCUCUCCGUCUCUCCUUCCACUGAUCUCCGCGACAUAUUCCAACUUCCCCAAGGUUGGUGAGAUCAUUAGCAGAUUUGAGAAGAAGGGCUUCUAUUUGAAAGGUUUGAAGCUUAUCACUGUGGACUGUUCUUUUGCUGAGAGGCACUAUGCGGACUUGUUUGCGAAGCCCUUUUUCAAUGGGUUGGUUGAAUACAUCAUUUCUGGUCGAAAGAUUAUUGGAGCUACAAAUCCUUCGGAUUCCGCCCCUGGAACCAUCCGUGGUGACUUUGCAGUUGAAAUUGGGAGGUAAUUUCAUCUUCCUUUAACUGAAUACUUUUCAAAAUACCAA